Messenger RNA from Stegastes partitus (bicolor damselfish), 5572 nucleotides. It is a transcript of the gene trim71, whose product is annotated as tripartite motif containing 71, E3 ubiquitin protein ligase. The transcript is spliced from 7 exons. Lineage: Eukaryota; Metazoa; Chordata; Actinopteri; Pomacentridae. Bases 1121 to 3616 code for a protein of 831 amino acids. The record is from RefSeq and is a predicted model, not a curated record. Gene Ontology annotation, biological process: proteasome-mediated ubiquitin-dependent protein catabolic process; protein polyubiquitination. Gene Ontology annotation, molecular function: zinc ion binding; ubiquitin protein ligase activity; protein binding.
AAGAGCGGCUCGAGGAGCUGCAGCCCAAGCAACACGCGCCCACCGGAGCGCACACCCUGUGUUUAUGUGACCGAUAGCAAACAACGGCAACUAAAACAACCGAGUAAGGGACACGGUCAAUAUUCAUAUGGUCGUUGGACCGAGUUUUCUCCGGUUGUAGGGCGCCGUGUUUCCCACCCUGCCGGGGGGAGAAAAAAAAAAACCCUGCGCAUUCCUCCACGCAGAGAACCAGAGAGGGAGAGCAGCCGACGGACGAAGCGGAGAGCUGGAAGCGGCCUCUUCGCCGGUGAAUUCAUCCACACAGGCUGGAAAUAGAUGUCCUGUCCGAUGCUUUGGCUUCGCUGGAGCGUCGCUGUGGUCGUGCUUGAUACCUCAGUGACCCAGGCCACACUAUGAGAUCGUUGCUUUGAUGAAUAAUUUACGGUCUCUCGGUCCGAGGCUCGCGCUGUGACGACCAAACGACCGUUGGCUAAGCCCGACGCCGCCCGACCGGAGCCCGAUGGUGGACUAGAGGAGAGACCACAGCAAACAAACACGGGCCUGAAUUGGAGAGCAGAAAAUCAAACUAAAGUAUAAAUCCCGUGGUGCUCGUCUGGGUGCCGCUUUGUAGCGCUAAGCUGUGUAGUCAUGUUGCCGAGUUGGUGGGGGAGGAGAGACGGAGCCCCCAGUACUUCGACGCCGAUCCAGUGUCACUUCGGGUUUAUUUUAUGAGCUUCAGCGAAACACCAUCGGACGCUUUCUGUCCACAGAAGAACCAACAGCAGCCAUUUGUUAUCUUGAUGGUCUUAUUUAUAAAAAGGACAAGGCUGAUCCACCCUACAGCGCCUUACACAACUGAGCUGAUCUUAAGUAUUUUUCUUAUCUCAGAAAUUGAAGAACUGUUUUGAAGAACUAUCUACCUCCUUGUUUUGCAUUCGGACAGAACUGUAUAAUACAAAGAAAGAUUGAAGUCGACGAGCACUGUUUUGACUGUUGAACUGACUUCAAACACCUCAUGAAUCUACCUCAGACACCACAUUAUCACAUGUACAACACGACGGGCCGAUGUGUCCCCAAAUGAAUACCUCAACCUCACUGCUGCUCGUGUUGUAAACUCAGCCUUGUUUCGGUAACGCUGCAGAUGGCUUCGUUUCCAGACUCGGACCUGCAGACGUGCCCGCUCUGUAAGGAGUUGUGCGGCUCCUCUGCUCCCAUCUCCUCCAGCUCUUCUACCUCAUCAUCUUCCUCGCAUACCUCGUCUUCCUCCAGCCAGACUACCAAGAGGCUCCAUGUCCUGCCCUGCCUGCAUGCCUUCUGCAGGCAGUGCCUAGAGGGACAGCGCAGUCCUGGAGACCCGCUGAAGCUGCGGUGUCCCACCUGUGACCAGAAGGUAUCCAUCUCUGAGGCUGGGGUGGAUUCCCUGCCUUCCUCCAACUUCCUCUUCAGCAACCUGCUGGAUGUGGUGGUGAGCUCAGAGGAGCAGAUCCAGAACAAGAAUGGCCACCACCACCACCGGGGAGGCCUAGGUGGAGGCUCCUCUGGCUUCCAUCACCCUCAUGGAGGCCUGUUGCACCCGCACCACCUGGGAGAGCCUCAGUGCAGCUCCUGUGAUGAGGAGAAUCCAGCUACGUCCCACUGCCUUGACUGCCAAGAGUACCUCUGUGACAACUGUGUGCGGGCGCACCAGCGUGUGCGUCUCACCAAAGACCACUUCAUUGAGCGUCUGGGAGAGAACCUCCACCUCAGCCGGGUCAACGCAAACAGCAACUCAAGCCAGCCAGGGGUGUCUGUGUCCCUCGCCCAGUCCCUGCAGAACAACUUUGCCUUGCUGUCCCUGUUCCAGGAUCGCAUGAGCUUCUGCCAACAUCAUGACAGUGAGGUGUUUCUGUUCUUCUGUGAAACCUGCUCGGUGCCUAUCUGCAGGGAGUGCAGUGUGGGUCGUCAUAUGGGCCACACUUUUGUUUACCUGCAAGACGCUGUGCAGGACUGCAGGGCCAUUACCAUCCAACUGCUGUCAGAUGCACAGCAAGGACGACAAGCAGUGCAGCUAAGCAUGGAGAAGGUCCAGGCCAUGGCAGAGCAGGUGGAGAUCAAGGCUAAGGUGGUACAAACUGAAGUGAAGGCCCUUGUCCUGAGACACAAGAAGGCGUUGGAGGAGAGGGAGUGUGAACUACUGUGGAAGGUGGAGAAGAUCCGUCAGGUAAAAGCCAAGUCUCUGUACCUGCAGGUGGAGAAGCUCCACCAGAGUCUGACCAAGCUGGACAGCACCAUCGCUGCUGUCAGUCAGGUGCUGGAUGAGGGCCACCACCUUGAUGUGCUGCUGGCCAGGGAGAGAAUGCUCACCCAGAUCCACGAACUCAAGGCCCUCAGGGGCCUGCUGCAGCCACAAGAGGACGACCGCUUCAUGUUCACUCCUCCGGACCAGGCUCUGUACAUAGCCAUCCAGUCCAUGGGCCUGAUCAGCAGCGGAGCCUUUGCCCCAGUCACCAAAGCCCACGGUGAAGGUCUGAAAAGUGCGCUACGUGGCAAGCCUGCCUCCUUUACUGUGAUUGGAUAUGAUCACGAUGGCGAGCCACGUCUUUCCGGCGGGGACACAGUUUCUGCAAUAGUUAUGUCAGUCACAGACGGUAACCUGUCUGCAGCGGAUGUAACCGACCACCAGAAUGGCUCGUACACUGUCAGCUACCUGCCCAAAUGUGAGGGGGAGCAUCUCGUGUCUGUGCUGGUGUGCAACCAACACAUCCAUGGCAGUCCCUUCAAGGUGAUAGUGAAGUCAGGGCGAAGUUAUGGCUCCCUUGGCUCCCAAGUGUCAUCAUUUGGAUGUGAAGGGGAGGGAGAUGGCCAGCUGUGUCGUCCCUGGGGCAUCAGUGUUGACAAGGAGGGGUACGUGGUGGUGGCUGAUCGCAGCAACAACCGCAUACAGAUAUUCAAGCCCUGUGGUGCCUUCCACCAUAAGUUUGGCUCUUUGGGCUCUCGGCCUGGUCAGUUUGAUCGUCCUGCUGGGGUUGCAUGUGACAGUCAGAGACGAAUCGUUGUGGCUGAUAAGGACAAUCACCGUGUGCAGGUGUUUACUUUUGAGGGCCAGUUCCUGCUGAAGUUUGGGGAAAAGGGUACCAAGAAUGGGCAGUUCAACUAUCCCUGGGAUGUGGCUGUCAACUCUGAGGGUAAGAUCCUCGUCUCCGACACCAGGAACCACCGCGUGCAGCUUUUCGCCCCUGACGGCUCCUUUCUCAAUAAGUACGGCUUUGAAGGGGCCUUGUGGAAACACUUUGACUCUCCCAGAGGAGUAGCCUUUAACCACGAAGACCACCUGGUGGUGACCGACUUCAACAACCAUCGGCUUUUGGUUAUCCGGCCGGACUGCCAGUCAGCUCGCUUUCUGGGCUCGGAGGGCACGGGGAACGGGCAGUUUCUGCGGCCCCAAGGCGUCGCUGUGGACCAAGAGAACCGCAUCAUCGUGGCCGACUCCCGCAACCACCGAGUCCAAGUAUUCGAGCCCAAUGGAAACUUCUUAUGCAAAUUUGGCACACAGGGGAGUGGCUUUGGACAGAUGGAUCGCCCCUCCGGUGUGGCUGUGACGCCUGAUGGAGUCAUUGUGGUCGUUGACUUUGGAAAUAAUCGCAUCCUCAAGUUCUAAAAAGAAGACAAAAAAAAGUCUAUUUUUGCAUUCUCCCACUCCGUUUGUCCUUUUUGCAGUUUUUCAGUGAAGGAAAUGGAGGCGAGAGAAUGAAUCAGCAGAAAGGAGAAAGGAGAGCUCAAAGAUGAUUGAGAGCAUGUUGAAAUGAAGGGAAAUUAAAACUAUAGAUUAUUUUUUUCAUUUUCAUUGCUAUUCUCCAAAUCAGAUAUCUGUGGUAUAUACAAUAAAGGGGACCUCUACAAAUUGAUAAUCAGUAGAAAAAGAGCCAUAUUUCCCUUCCUUAGUCUCAAAUGCUCUGAAUUAUCUCCGUCGGCUCUCCUUCAGUAUACAUCUCAGGGAAUUUCUCACUUCUUGAAAUCUUGUACCCUCUGCUCCAUACCUACCUCAUUUAGCUCUUUAUGAAUGUACUCAUAGUGACUGAGCAGAGGUUUUAGUCCGUGAAGUUCUACAAAGAAGAAAAGUCUACCUCUAUACUUUGUUAUUUAAGAGAGACAAAAAAAAUAGACUCUUCAGUUGAUAUUUGCACAGGAUUAAAGGAAUUCUUGCUGUGCAUUUUGAAAUAUAAGUGAACCUCCUGAAUGUUGUUGCUGAGACAAUACUCAGACCGCUGUAGAGGCUGCAUGAUUUAUUCUCAUUAGAAGGCUUCGCUCAGAGAGGAAACUCGGGUACAGUAGUGUCCUUUCAUAUUUGUAGGCUAGUUAGUGUUUCGCUAAUGCAUCGACCCCUCGUCUCUUUGUGGCUCUGUGGAGUUUGUGGUGUCAUGAUCGCCUAAGAAGACUGUGUGAAGCGAUGCCAAACUUGAUAGAAUCAAAAGUAGCUCAGGUCACCGUAGGACUGAUUAGCAUUAGCAGUACUUUGCAGGCUCCCCCUCUAGCUUUACUGGCUAAUGCUGGUGUAAUGAAUUGUUUGAGAAGUACAAAUAUAAAGUUCAUAAAAUCAGCUCUAAAAUGAUCCCUGAAAUGAUUCCCAAGAUAAGUCCUAUAAUAAAAUUGUCCAAAGUAUUUGAUUGACCAUAUACCCAGCACCCAGUUGCAUCUCAUAUGACUGGAUAAACUAAUGUUUUUGGUAAAAAAAAAAAAGAAAAUUUGUGUUAUUGCUAUCCAGUCAGUUAUGCAAAGAGAGCAACGUCCUCUCCAGAUGAGAGAAACCACCAAAGGAUUUUGGAAUUGAAUCUUCUAAGAUCUGGAUCUAAUAGUCAUCUUAACGUAGAGAUUUAAUCAUUUAAUUGAUUGACACCUUUUUGAUGAGGCAUGCUGUGUGACAAAAGCCUCAGAAGUAGACACCUAAUUUGGCCGUCCAGAGGACAUUUACAACAUCAAAAAGGCCUAAAUUGCAAUCCUUUGGAUUUAGAUUGUGGUUGAAGCUACUCCCUUUUGGCUCCUGGGGCCUAGGGUUUAGUCCAGUCCAUUGAGAGGGCACCAUCACUAAGCCCUGCCCUAUUUAUUGAUGCUUGGGGUUGAGGAAACCCCUCCAGAUUGAGUGCUAGUGGACCGAGUCCUCUAAAGAUGGAGGUCUACAGACCAACUACUAGAGUCAACCAAAGUUAGAAUUUCUGCACAGUGGCCAAGUGUAGACUUGGCAAUUAAAGAAACUGAAAAGCCCCUUUAAAACAUUUUCUAUAAUAAUCAUUGUUAUUGAGAAGUCUAAAGUUCAUAAAACUCAUGGAUUUGAGUUCAUAGCUCUAUGUUAUCGUUUGAAGAGGAACCUGUGCUUGGGUCACAGAUUUUUGACCGAAGGCCGAGGCCCUGGCUGUGUGAGUGAAUUUUGAAAGGUCCUUUUCGCACAGAUGUUUGUGUAGAGAGAAGAGGAUAUCUGCACCAAAGAGAAACCUUUUUCUCCCCCUCACAUUUAUCACCUCAGCUUAUCAAACAAUGCCACAGUUUUGUCAAUAUUAGGCGGCUCAUAGGCUCAAAGUAGCAUCUCAGAUUAGCCUUGCUUGUACCCAGAACUAAUUUC